Penicillium canariense is the source of this 1416-nucleotide messenger RNA. Its product is annotated as protein phosphatase 2A regulatory subunit CDC55. Gene Ontology annotation, molecular function: protein phosphatase regulator activity; protein binding. Bases 1 to 1416 code for a protein of 471 amino acids. The transcript is spliced from 6 exons. Gene Ontology annotation, cellular component: protein phosphatase type 2A complex; cytosol. The record is from RefSeq and is a predicted model, not a curated record. Gene Ontology annotation, biological process: peptidyl-serine dephosphorylation. NCBI's taxonomy places the organism in Eukaryota, Fungi, Ascomycota, Eurotiomycetes, Eurotiales, Aspergillaceae.
AUGGUAGACAGAGAUCCAGGCACACCGACCUGGAAGUUCACACAAUGCUUCGGCGAUAAAGGCGACGUAGAAGAUAUCACAGAAGCCGAUAUCAUCUCGACUGUUGAAUUCGAUCACACCGGUAAUUACUUGGCUACGGGAGACAAGGGCGGGCGUGUGGUUCUGUUUGAGCGGAACGAGACGAAAAAAACCUGCGAGUAUAAGUUCCAUACCGAGUUCCAAUCCCACGAGCCGGAAUUCGACUAUCUCAAAUCGUUAGAGAUCGAAGAGAAGAUCAACAAGAUAAAAUGGUGUCGGCGACAGAACGCAUCACACUUCCUCCUCUCCACAAACGACAAGACCAUAAAGCUCUGGAAGGUGUUCGACAAGUCUCUGAAAGUGGUUGCCGAGAACAACCUAUCGAAUGAGAUGACACCGGCUGCCGUCGUGGGCGGCGGUAUGCCGCGGGCACCCCGGGGAACGUUCAAGGAUGCCGCAGCCCUCAAGCUCCCACGUCUUACACACCAUGACACCGUCGUCGCCGCCGUCCCACGGAGAACGUACGCGAACGCGCACGCGUACCAUAUAAAUAGCAUCUCAGUGAACAGUGAUGGCGAGACGUUUAUCAGCAGCGAUGAUCUCCGCGUCAACUUGUGGAACCUCAACAUCCAGGACCAGAGCUUCAACAUUGUGGAUAUCAAACCGGCGAAUAUGGAGGAACUCACCGAGGUCAUUACAGCAGCCGAGUUCCACCCGGUCAGCUGUAACUGGUUCAUGUACGCCAGCUCCAAGGGAACUAUCAAGCUUGCCGACAUGCGCCAGCGGGCUCUUUGUGACGAGCAUGCUAAAUUGUUUGAACAAGAAGAGGAUGCUUCCUCGCGCUCCUUCUUUUCCGAGAUCAUUUCCUCUAUCUCUGACGUCCGCUUCUCACACGACGGCCGGUACAUUGUAUCGAGAGACUACCUGACCGUGAAGAUUUGGGAUGUCAACAUGGAACGCCAGCCGGUGAAGACUAUUCCUAUUCACGAGCACCUGCGGCCACGCCUUUGCGAUACGUAUGAGAACGACAGCAUCUUCGACAAGUUCGAGGUGGUUUUCUCCGGCGAUGCCGAGAACGUCAUGACUGGCAGCUAUAACAACAACUUCAUGAUCUACCCAACCGAAGAGCAAAAGGAGACGGAGAUCGUGCUGCAGGCGGACAAGUCGGCUUUUAAGGCGAAGAAGGUCGGUGUGCCUACGCCGAUGAACAAGGGCAGUGGAAAGAAGGCCGGUUCGAGGUCGGGCAGCCCUGCCGGCCCCGGCAGCCGAAUGAAGAAGGAAACCGAUGCCGACCAGAUCGACUUCAACAAGAAGAUCUUGCACAUGAGCUGGCAUCCCUUCGAGGACAGCAUUGCGAUUGCGGCCACGAACAACCUCUUCGUCUUUUCUGCUCUGUAA